CCCCCUCGCCGAGCGAGGACCCUGAGAAGAAGUUUCCAAGCGAGGAGAAGAAAGUCCCCUCUCCCUCCCCCGUCCACCAGCCCGCCCCAAAUGCCGGAGCAGGAAUUCGAGCGCUUCAGGAAGCCGAGCCGGCGGGACUGCGCCGGGUUUCCUAGACGCCUUUCUUUGGCGAGCGAGGACUGCGAAGGCUCGUAGGGAGGGGGGGGCGCGUUAAGGCAGCGGGGGGGAAUCUCCUCUGGAGCGGUUGCUGACAGCUGCUUGAAGGAUUGAUUGGCGUUAUUAUUGUUAUCGCUUUAUUUUGCAACCCUCCCCUUUCCCCCCUCCCGCCCCCCUUUCCGCGGAAAGGAAGGAUUUUGGGGGGAAAACGUCGGACCGGUGAUCUGAGCUGGGCAAGAUCUUGGAUGAGUAUUACAAUGUGAAAUUCUGCAUUGAUGCCAGCCAGCCAGAUGUAGGAAACUGGCUAAAGUAUGUCAAAUUUGCUGGAUGCUAUCAUCAGCCUAAUCUUGUUGCAUGUCAAAUAAGUGAUCAGAUAUACUACAGAGUAGUAAGAGACAUUGAAGCUGGAGAAGAGCUUCUUCUGUUCAUGAAGACUGACAAUUAUUUGCAUGAAGAGAUGGCUCCUGACAUUCAUGAGGAGCGUCAAUAUCGGUGUGAAGAUUGUGACCAGCUGUUUGAGUCCAAAGCAGAACUGGUGGACCAUCAGAAAUUCCCUUGCAGCACAUCCCACUCAGCAUUUUCAAUGGUGGAUGAAGAAUUUCAGCCAAAGCUGGACAAGGAGAAUGAUCUCCAUGAUAUGCAUGACAUCCAGGAAUGCAAAGAGUGUGACCAAGUAUUCUCUGAUGUGCAAAGCUUGGAAAAGCACAUGCUGUCCCACACAGAAGAGCGGGAAUAUAAGUGUGACCAAUGUCCCAAAGCCUUUAACUGGAAAUCAAACUUGAUACGUCACCAGAUGUCCCAUGAUAGUGGGAAACACUACGAAUGUGAAAACUGCGCCAAGCAGGUUUUCACAGACCCCAGCAACCUCCAGAGGCACAUUCGUUCGCAGCAUGUUGGGGCUCGUGCACACGCUUGUCCAGAGUGUGGCAAAACCUUUGCCACUUCUUCGGGCCUCAAACAGCACAAACAUAUCCACAGCAGUGUCAAGCCUUUUAUAUGUGAGGUCUGCCAUAAAUCCUAUACUCAGUUUUCAAACCUUUGCCGUCAUAAGCGUAUGCAUGCUGAUUGCAGAACCCAAAUCAAGUGCAAAGACUGUGGACAAAUGUUCAGCACUACGUCUUCCUUAAAUAAGCACAGGAGAUUUUGUGAGGGCAAGAACCAUUUUGCUGCAGGAGGAUUUUUUGGCCAAGGCAUAUCACUUCCUGGAACCCCAGCUAUGGAUAAAUCUUCCAUGGUUAAUAUGACUCAUGCAAAUCCAGGCCUUUCUGACUAUUUUGGCGCCAAUAGACAUCCUGCUGGUCUUACCUUUCCAACAGCUCCUGGAUUUUCUUUUAGCUUCCCUGGCCUGUUUCCUUCAGGCUUGUAUCACAGGCCACCUUUGAUACCUGCUAGUUCUCCUGUUAAAGGACUUCCAAGCACAGAUCAAACAAUCAAAAGUCAAAGUCCCCUCAUGACACAUCCUCAGACACUGCCAGCUACCCAGGAGAUUCUGAAGGCACUAAAUAAGCACCCAUCUAACCUAAGUGAAAAUAAGCCACUGGAGCUUCAACCAGAGAGGUCCUCUGAAGAGAGGCCACAUGAAAAGAUCAGUGACCAGUCAGAGAGUAGUGACCUUGAUGAUGUCAGUACCCCCAGUGGGAGUGACCUGGAGACCACCUCUGGCUCUGAUCUCGAAAGUGACAUUGAAAGCGAUAAAGAGAAAUGUAAAGAAAAUGGUAAAGUGUUCAAAGACAAAGUAAACUCUCUGCAGAAUUUGGCUUCCGUAAAUAAUAAGAAAGAAUACAGCAAUCAUUCCACCUUCUCACCAUCUUUAGAGGAACAAACUGCGGUGUCAGGAGCUGUGAAUGAUUCUAUAAAGGCCAUUGCCUCUAUUGCUGAAAAAUACUUUGGUUCGACAGGACUUGUGGGGCUGCAGGACAAAAAAGUUGGAGCCUUACCUUACCCUUCCAUGUUUCCCCUCCCAUUUUUUCCAGCAUUCUCUCAGUCAAUGUAUCCAUUUCCUGAUAGAGACUUGAGAUCGUUACCUUUGAAAAUGGAACCCCAAUCUCCAGGAGAAGGGAAGAAGACCUUAAAGGGGACCUCCGAGUCUCCCUUUGACCUUACCACUAAACGUAAGGAGGAGAAACCACUUACUCCUGUAACUUCAAAAACAGCAGUUCCAUCAGUGACCAGCCAGGACCAACCUCUAGACUUGAGCAUGGGCACCAGAAGUCGAGCCACUGGCACAAAGCAGAGUGAGCCUCGGAAGAACCACAUCUUUGGGGGAAAGAAGGGAGAUCAUGAUCUCGAAUCAAGGAAAUCUUCUGAUAUUUCUUUACAACAUGCAAGACCUACACCUUUCUUUAUGGAUCCCAUUUACAGAAAUGUCAGCCUCCACUGCAAUCAAAGGCGUUUCACCCAAGAACUCAAAACACAUUGUACCAUAGCAACCCAACGUGGAGCUCAAGGAGUAGAGAAAAGAAAGUUAACUGAUCCACUUGAAGCUUUAAAGGAAAAGUAUUUGAGACCAUCUCCAGGGUUUUUAUUUCAUCCACAAUUCCAAAUGCCUGAUCAAAGAACUUGGAUGUCUGCCAUAGAAAACAUGGCUGAAAAGCUGGAGAGCUUUAGCAACCUGAAACCAGAAGCGGGUGACCUCAUUCAGUCUGUCCCUUCCAUGUUCAACUUCAGAGCCCCUCCCAACACCUUGCCGGAGAAUCUUCUUCGCAAGGGGAAAGAACGCUAUACCUGCAGAUACUGUGGCAAGAUUUUUCCAAGGUCUGCAAAUCUGACUCGUCAUCUGAGGACACACACUGGAGAACAGCCAUACAGAUGCAAAUACUGUGACAGGUCUUUCAGCAUAUCAUCUAAUCUGCAAAGACAUGUCCGUAACAUCCACAACAAGGAGAAACCCUUUAAAUGCCAUUUAUGUGAUAGGUGCUUUGGCCAACAAACCAACUUAGACAGACAUCUCAAAAAACAUGAAAAUGGCAACAUGUCUGGUACUGCUACAUCUUCACCUCACUCUGAACUUGAAAGCACAGGGGCUAUCUUAGACGAUAAAGAAGACUCAUACUUUACAGAAAUUCGGAAUUUCAUUGGGAAUAGCAAUCACAAUAAUUCAGAGGAAAGAAUGAAUGGAAGCCAUUUUAAGGACGAAAAGACCCCAGUAGUGAGCCAGAAUUCAGACUUGUUGGAAGACGAAGAAGCAGAAGAUGAAGUAAUGAUGGAUGAGGAAGAUGAAGAAAGUGAAAUAACAGGGAAGCCAGUUAAAGAACUUGCAACAAGUAACAUAUGUGAAGAGGCCACAGAGGGUGAUUUUGAAGAAGCAAAUGCUUUGGAAAUAAAUUGCAAAUCCUCUCCUGGCAGGUAUAAGGAAGAUGAGUUUAAUAAAACUGGACUUUCUGCUUUGGACCAUAUAAGGCACUUCACCGAUAGUCUCAAAGUGAGGAAACUAGAAGAAAACCAGUUCAAUAAAACUGAAUUGGCAGCAUUCACCACCUCCCAUUUGCCAGAAGACUUAAAACAGCCAUUGCAUCGCAAGUCCAAAUCCCAGGCCUAUGCUAUGAUGCUUUCGCUCUCAGACAAGGACUCUCUACACUCUUCGUCCAACAUGUGGCACAGUAUGGCAAGAGCUGCGGCAGAAUCUGGUGCCAUCCAGUCCAUUAGUCAUGUAUGACACUGUCAAAUGUUAACUGGAUUGGGACUAAGUCCGAACUAGCAACAAGGCUCUUUGCUAGAAGACUAAUGACUAAAAAGACUGCAGAGCAGAAUGCCUUAGAAAUCUGACAGGUCACAUUUAAAGUCAGGUGACCUUAAACUGAAUGAUUUAAAAGAAGAAGAAGAAAAAAACUAUUUAUUCUCAAUAUUUUGUUUUGCACAGUGAAGGCAGCUGCUGACAUUUUGAGGAUCAAUGCGACAUUCAGAAUAGAUGGAUCAAAUAGACCUUGAUGGGAAAUAUGUGUCUUCCACUCCACUGUUUGGGGAGGGACUUAGGGGUUAAGGUUCUAUUGCUACAUACUCAUGUGAGCACUUCACUAAACUACAAAAAAAAAAAAAAUAGUUUCAUUCAUUUGGGGGGGAGGGAUUGUUCUGUUUUCAUAUAGAGCAAUUUGAGACAGGCUUUUCUAUACAGUCUUCUUCAUUUUUGCUUCAUGCAUUUCAAGCCACAGAGGAAGACAAAGCCUUUGUAGAUCAGCCAUUAACCUAGAAUUUAGUGGCAAUAUCUUGUCCUCUCUUUAACUUUUGCCUUCUGAACUGCAUUAUAAAAAUAAAUUGAAAAUAGAGAAUCACAUGAGACAAUAAUGUAAGAUGUCUGUGUAUAUUGUAAAAAAAAAACCCAAAUCUGGAUGUUCAGCAAUCCAAGGAAGUGAGUCUUUCAGCAUCUUACUUAUGAUGGACCACGGUCGUCAAACAUACCACUAUAAUUCAAUGAAUGCUUCCCCUAUCAUUGUGAAGGCAUUUUUAAUUUUAGACAAUCACGUCAUUGCUCGUUUUUGUCUUGUUCAUGUUUAUUACUUGCUUUUGAUUAUUUCUUCCUCCUCUUCCUCUUCUUUUUUGAUGUUGCGUGUACCAUGUAUUUAUUUGUUGGCAAACAAUUGUUUGUGGAUUAAGUAGAAAAGCACUCUUGCUAAAUGUAGCACUGUUGAUAUGAAAUGAAUAGCACUGGUCCAGUUCCCCCCAAACCGCCCCCCACUAUCAUUUUUCUGGGCACCCAUGGACUUCAAAAGGAAAAAGGGAGGCACACUGAUCUGCAUAUAUAGGAGUGCAAACUGUGUUUGAAAAAGAAAAGUCUUACAUUCCUCUUUUACUCUAUUUUUUUUCCAUUUUACUGAAAUUAAAUAAUGAAUAGAGGCAAUUUAGAGAUUUUUUUUGUAAUAAAGCAAAAUGAUUCAAAUGUAUAAAGCAUUCUAAUUUUUUUUUCCUUCAUGAAAGCAUGAUUCUUCUGGUAAAGAAAAAGAAAAUUGUACCCAAUAUUUUAUGCUGGUUGUCUGCGAGCUUUGUGAUGUUAUGUUCAUGUUAAUCCUAUUUGUAAAAUGAAGUGUUCCAAACUUAUGUUUAAAAAAGAAAAAAACCCAAUAAAUAAAUGAUUAACUGUA
Candoia aspera is the source of this 5231-nucleotide messenger RNA. RefSeq names its product MDS1 and EVI1 complex locus (gene MECOM). Gene Ontology annotation, molecular function: DNA-binding transcription factor activity, RNA polymerase II-specific; RNA polymerase II transcription regulatory region sequence-specific DNA binding. Gene Ontology annotation, biological process: regulation of transcription by RNA polymerase II. Lineage: Eukaryota; Metazoa; Chordata; Lepidosauria; Squamata; Candoiidae. The transcript is spliced from 17 exons. Gene Ontology annotation, cellular component: nucleus. Bases 584 to 3811 code for a protein of 1075 amino acids. The record is from RefSeq and is a predicted model, not a curated record.